Peronospora matthiolae is the source of this 4008-nucleotide messenger RNA. The record is from the annotation of a GenBank genome assembly. Lineage: Eukaryota; Oomycota; Peronosporomycetes; Peronosporales; Peronosporaceae.
AUGGCGGCGCCGUCGAGCCCGAACCUCAUGCUGUUCGAUGACGAUGCGUCUGCUCCUCCCUUGCCAUUGACACCCGCGUCCAUUUCCUCCGUCGACACCGUCAACUCCCGCGUCUCUCCGCCACAUUCCCCCAGUGUUAUCGUGCCAUCAUCCCGCGCUGAAGGCGAACGCAAAGCGCUGCACUUUUUCGUAUCCUGUCAAAAUAUCGAAGGCAACUCGCUCACGUCGUCCACUCGCUCAGCGCAGACGCUCGUCCGUGGCGCGCUUAGUCGACUGAGUAGCGCUGCGAACUUGAACAGCACCAAGUCGCCACGGGAGAAGCCUCCGACCGAAGUGAACGUGGAGGUGCGCGUCUUUGAGGAGACGCCGAUGUCUAAUCUGCUCGGUGAGUGCCAACUACCGGUAAUACCGGUACUUACCGCUACUCCAGGACGUCUGUCGAGGCGAAACAGUGUCGCUCUAGAGACGGACCACAGUGGCAAUGGACGGACAGAGAAAGGACCGCCGCUGUCAAUGGACGACGGACUGUUGAGUCCGCUGUCACCCGCGGAGCAGGAAAGUUACUGGAGCGAACGGCGGAAGAGUCGCAAUCCGCGGUUCUCAGUGGGCUUCUGUAUCACGUGUGGGGACGUGGCAGAGCGCGACCGACAAGUGCAGAUUCGGGUCAUGAUUCCGGACGAAGGGACGUCUUCGAAUCGUCACAGUCACGUGUUUGGCUACGCGCUGACGUCGUUCCAGGAGAUGUACAGAGUGGCUAGAGGGGGAAACCUGAAGCAGACGGUGACGCUGCCCGUCCACUCACAUGUGCUCGAGGGUGCGACAGUGACGCUGCAAUUCGCCGAUAUUGAGCCGCAGACCCGCCCGCUGUUUACGACCCAGCGCAGUAUGGUCAAGAGCUUUCUGUUUUACCCGUUGAUGAAGGAAGAGCAUGCGGAGAUGCAAGUUGCAGAUGCAAAGUUAGCAGUUGAAGAGGCCGGAGAAGUGGAGUUUAGCGUGAAGAUCCCGUUGCAACUGCUGCGAGUGUGUCAGUGUGAGCUGCUGCAGAUGUAUGACGCCUGGAAGUUGCGUUAUAAUUACAAUCGCAAGCAGAAUUGCUGCUUUGUAAAUGAUGCCGAAGCGCUAAACUUUGGAUAUGACGUGUUUCGAGUUCAAGUAGUUUCUGGACGUGCAUUGAAGGCACGCUCACGUGCUAGUUCCACUACAACAUCAUUGAGUGCUGAGCCGGACAUGAUGACCGAAUGUGGUUCACGAUCGUCGCGUACUUCAGGCUUUGCAACGGGACUAGCAGGAGGUCGAGGAAGAUUUGUGACACGUAUAAAGGCUGGCAAAUGGGGGAGCGCCGGUACAUCCUCGUUUGCCGGUCAUUACUCUGACACCGCUGACCUGGGCGGGGAAACCGCUAGCAGUAUUCAUCCCUUUGUCGUUGUGAAGUUUGAAGACGACGUGCAUGGCAAUCAAGAGUACACUGUAGGGAAGACAAACACUGAGUAUGACACUCCAGAUCCUGUUUGGUCAACAAACAAGUGUGCAGCUUCGAAAUGCCCGCACGGUAAGCCGAACGAUAAGUACUACGCGUCGUCAGUACUAAAUAGCCGCGUAGACGUCUCUCCAGUAAACGGGUUGAAGCAGUUUCUGUUUUAUCGACCAAGCACGCCUGGCCAGCAACUUGCAGGGUGGGUGCGCUUCCAAGUCUAUAACGAGCAUUACAGCUACAUGAGUGGCAUCGAGAACGAAUUGAUUGGUGAAGCUAUGAUUCCGUUGCAAAGCGUACGCGAGGCAAUGGCAGUGGAAGAAACAACUGUAUAUGACGACGACGAGAGUAGCGAAGGCAACACAAGUGACAAUCAUGUGGCGAGACCACACCAAGUCGUGACGUCUCUUACUCUUGUGGACUGGUUUGAUAUUCGGUCGUCUGUGACUGAUGAGGUUUGUGGACAAAUUCAUCUUCGUAUCAAUAUCUUGCUGGCAAACCCACUCGAGUCCACGAGCGGCGCCCUUCUGUCUCCUGCAUCGGAAAUAUCUUCAACCAGUUCGAGAAGGUACAGACGGGUUGCUGAUAGCUCCCCGCCACCAGACGAUAGUAUUAUUGAGAGCAAGAUUCCACUGAACUUUCUGUAUCCACAUGUGCUGAAUAUUCGUAAGCACUUGACUGAAGUUACUGAGAUGAUUCGGCUUACGGAACAACUGGUUAAGGAGGAGAAAACGUUCAAGUCAAGCUUACACAAAAAGCGUGCUGACAUUCAAGGCAUACCAACGAAUUUACACGUAUCGUACUUCCGCAUAUUCCGUCAUUUCGGGUCGCAGUUUAUGCCAAACUUACGAACGGAAGGACAAGUGGCCCCACAUGACUCUUUUGACUUAGAGGAUAGCGGCGAGCGCCGUUGCUCGUAUGAAACGAUAUCAAUCCAAGAGCGCGUGGUGGGAUUUGAGACGCAUGCAACUGUAACUUGCGGCGCUCCGACUGCUCAUGCCAUGGGGCUAAGGGAUUGCGGUUUGCGAGAAAUGGAGCUUGAGAUGCACAACUUUGUAGCUAUUCUGGAGAGAUGCAACCCGCAAGCCACGGAAUAUUCGGUUGAGGAUAGCAACUGUUUCAUUGCAGAAGACUCAUCAGAAGUAUACUAUUCCCCUUUCGAAGAUGAAUGUGAGGCGGAAGUCGAAACUGACGUCCAAACCUCCGUCAGCGGCACUUCUUGUGGCACACUUUCUUUGGAAGGUCCAGAUCGCCCCACAGCUGUAGCAAUAGUGGCUAGUAAGCCUGAAUUUUCCAGAAAAACUUCGACGUACUCGAUCAUGGCUCGAAAAGCCGCGACAGUCCGAGCGAAGGCAAUGUCUAAUAAGCGAUUUGUCAAAAAGAAAACCGCUCGACAGCUUGACCGAGUUUGUGAUGGGAAGACAGCUGCGUAUGCAAAAUACCCUCUGCUUCGCACUGAGUCAGCAGAUGGUGUGGACCCAACAACUUCCUUGCAAUAUGCUGUUCGAAUAUUGUGUCGACUGGAAAUGCUGCAAGCUGAAUAUUAUAUGAGAAAGAGCGUAGCUGUCUCUCAAUCUGUGAGUAGUCUUGUCACGUGCUUUCUAGCGGAGCUAGAUUUGCGUCUCCAAGAGCGAAACGUAAAGGUGCUCGAUCAAAUGGCAAAGAUUGGAUUUUUGAUCGGAUGGGAAAGCCUUAUCUCGUCUCACGGAAAGGAAUUGUACAUGAUUUCCGACGCGUGGGUUGCCAUCAAAUGUCUCGACACAUUCUCUUUUCAGCUGUUUGAAGGGACUGACAUGGAAGUGAUGGUCGAAAAGCAGGAUGGUCUGGGGGAUUACGUGGUUAAAGUCCCGGUGCCUCCGAUUGAGUUUUCGAAACUUCCGGAGAGCUUGAGGGAAGGUGGAUUGAUUGGCGUCACAGCAGUGCUGUUUACCCAAGGCAUUAACGAAAUGCAGAGUUUGGCCAACAUGGUGGGACAUUCAGGGGUGUCAAUUCAGCGUAAGAUUAAUAGUACGAGCUUCCAUACCAUUUCAGAGUACUACAGUCGCUUUGCCGAUGUAUGUGGGACCAGGAUGUCCGAAGCGAGUGUGGGCUCUCAUCCGGACGAAAUCUUGCGCAACUUGCGCUUGAGUGUGGAGAGCGAAAACUCGGCAUCGAAGAACACGUGCAUUUUGUUGCACGCUGCCGACGCCGUGCGCAGUCUGAAUGGCGGCCGAGUCACGUAUUGCAAGUCUGGCAAAGAUCGAACAGCAAUGAGCACUACACUCGAGCAGGCUAGGCUUCUAGUGCAACGGAAGCGUCACGUGCUUCAAGAGAUCGAAUCGGGGGGUGCCACUGAGUACGGGCCGCUUGAAGAAGUGAAGGACGUGGCCAACAUCAUGCGGGAGUUUGGCGUCCGCAUCCAUAUCGCCAAGAAGAACGUUGGCCGUUAUAAGUACUCGUUUAAUUCGUUGCAGCGCAAGCUGCUUCCCGAGAUUUACCGACCGCCAAUGUCCACAAUACAAGACAUGGUGACAUCAGUGACGACGCGAGAUUCCUGA